UGCUGCUAAACGUUGUUGUUUUUUAAUUAGGCUAAGGACCUAAUUGUGUAACACUUUUUGUAUAAAUUGUAGAACCAAGUAGUACACUUUCUAGAUAUUCUCUGCUUCUACAAUGGCUUCAUCUUACGCAUCAUUCUUAUCUAUCUCCAAUGGUUUCGUUGCAUGCCCACCUCCAAAUUCUUCGGUUUUUCUCGUCCCUUCGUUGAAACUCACCGCGACGACAUCAUAUUCUCGGAAUCUGAGAAAUGGGGUUUCCCUGAAAUCUUCGAAUAAUCAUGGGUUUCUAGUCAAAUCAAGAAAUUUCCCUAGUGUUUAUGCAAGAGCUGCUGCAGAGAAGAGUGUUCACGAUUUCACUGUAAAGGACAUAGAUGGGAAAGAUGUAUCUCUGGACAAAUUCAAAGGCAAACCUCUUCUGAUCGUUAACGUCGCUUCAAGAUGUGGUUUGACAUCAUCAAAUUACUCAGAGCUUUCACAUCUGUACGAAAAGUACAAGAACCAAGGUAAGCUUUUUACAGUUAAGGUCUUUUAUAUAUGUUAUCCCCACUUGCCAAUCUACAAGUUCUUGAAAUCUAGUGCUGGUGGAUUCCUUGGUGAUAUCAUCAAAUGGAACUUUGAGAAAUUCUUAGUUGAUAAAAAGGGCAAAGUCGUCGAGAGGUACCCUCCUACGACUUCUCCUUUCCAAAUCGAGAAGGACAUCAAGAAGUUGCUUGCGGCUUAAAUCUACGGUUCACCUGUUAUAGUAACAUAGAGAAAGUGAUUGGUAGCUUAAUAACCGGAAAGUGGUACACUACUCAAAUUUCCCGGUUAUUGUUGUUAUACCAGAAAUUUAGAUAAACAUGUAAAGCAAUAUCGAUCUUCUUAUGUUACAUUAUACGAUCGCAUAAAUAAAAUGUUCAGUAACCAUAUUGUAUAUAAACAACACACCAAUGCCUUUAGGCUUCGGACUUCA
This is a messenger RNA of Camelina sativa (false flax), 949 nucleotides long. Lineage: Eukaryota; Viridiplantae; Streptophyta; Magnoliopsida; Brassicales; Brassicaceae. The record is from RefSeq and is a predicted model, not a curated record.